AUGACCAAUCAGGCGCCCCUCCAGGUUUAACUAUGUUAAAUGUCAGAUUGCAAUAAACUAGAAGCUGUUGGUCGGGCCCGCGGAAAUGGGCGAGCAUAAUCUCCUUAAUCCAGGGUUUGUGGGACCUUUGGUAAACAUCCACACUGGAGACACAUUUUACUUUCCGAAUUUUAGAGCCUCAGGGGGACAACUGGCGGGGCUACCGUCUCUCUCCUACCCGAGAAGGGACAAUGUUUGCUCCCUCCCGUGGAAUCCUUCGGAGCCGUGCAAUGGAUACUCUCAAUCCUACUUUAGCAGCCCCGUGUCUAUUAACCCUUCUUUCAAUCGGUCGUGUGAGAUUACCAGACCAGAAGAGGGUAAAUGUUAUUAUAAUAACGGCAACGGGAACAGGGAGACCUGUUCAGGUGGCAGCAGCCUCAAAAGAGAGGAUAGGGCGAGAGACACAUCAUCAUUAACAUCUGACCACGGGAUGCACAGUGGAAUAGGCAGCACUGUCGCCUUUUCCAAAUAUGAUUAUGGGACCGAGCAGCUAACGCAAGACCCGCCGUCCUGUCAGUCAAUGGAGUCCGACUCCAGCUCCUCUCUGCUCAACGAGGGCAGCAAGCCUUCAUCCAGCGACACACAGACCCUGGUGUCACCGGGAAGCCAUUCAAGCAACAUAGCUGCAGGCGGAGCUGCCCCGUGGUACCCGAUGCACACUCGGACCAGAAAGAAGCGUAAACCGUAUUCCAAACUUCAGCUGGCUGAGCUAGAAGGUGAAUUCAUGAUGAAUGAGUUCAUCACCAGGCAGCGGCGGAGGGAGCUCUCCGACCGCCUGAACCUCAGCGACCAACAAGUCAAGAUCUGGUUCCAGAACCGCAGGAUGAAGAAGAAGAGACUCAUGCUGAGGGAGCAAGCUUUGGCCUACUUUUAAAGAUGCGGCAGAAGGUGAAUCGAUAGGCAGUAAAAGCCAAGCCUUCUACGUUCCCCUUGGUCUUCUUUUCAAUGCAUGCACUCAUCUGUCCAUCUUUUACACUGCAGGCGAUUAUUACAACAUUUUCUGAUAUUUUUAUUUCUCAAAGGUGCAGGCUAAACGAGCCCAAAAACAAGCCACUACCUGGCAUACAAAGCUAUAUUCUACAUGUCAAUAAGACUGUCUUCAUGUUUGGUGUUGUCGCACAAAAAAGCUGUGAGGAUAUGUUUUUCUGUGUAGGCUGCAUCUCUUGUUUUUCCUGAUUUGUCAGGAGAUCAGUCUACGCCCUAAAUGUCAGCCACGCGAAGGGUGUCGUCAGGGCAAUAGCUCAGUUUUGGGAUGACACAUAAUAACAUCCUUUUUGUUCCAUUUUUAGUCAGAGAGAACGAGGAGUGAUCGGGGUCACUUGGUAAAAUCUCAAAAAAUAGGCCUAAAAAUAACAGUGGAGUCAGGAAGGACAGCAAAGACUGACUGGCAGGCUUCAUACGCGCAAUAAUUUCUCUGAGGUUAUGAACUGAUAAAGAAGCAUCUCCCUCCCGGUUGCUCAAAAACUUCCAACAGCCAUAAUGUGUGGGUAAGAGGAACAUCACCUUAUCUUCCUUUCUUUUAGUUUUUUCACCAGGCGUUUGUGGGCACGUUCACGGUCACGGGCAGGAAGUCUGGAAGUCUGCAUGAGGAGAGGGGGGACUAAAACCGCAAUGUAAUCCAUAUCGAUAUCCCUAUCUUUGUUCAUGUGCUAACGAGUUUCUAAAGGUUUUUUUUUUUUAAAUUACUUUUCUUACCUUUCAACUUGUCUUAACAACAACCACAGGAUCCUGCAUGGGUUGCAAUUCUUUAGUUGAGUGAGAUCACCGUUUGAAUACGGGUUUGAGCUGCUAUUAAAAGUCCACGUCCAGAUAGUGCCAGUUUUAAAGAAAAUUAAUUUAAAAAAAAUCGUGUAUUCUACAAUAAACUCGCUUGGAUCUGUAGUGGAACAUUUAAACCAGUACAAGUAGAUUUUUUUUAGGCCAACUUGGUUAAACAAGGGAGCCGCCUAAAGUUGCAACUGGGGGGGGAUAAGUUUUUAGGCCUACACGAGCAUUUCUGAAACUUGGUGCUCAUAAUGAAAAUAAAUAUGUAGAAAUUUAGAUAAGUUAAUCAUAGGCCUACGUGUGUGCUCCCUUAAUUCGAGGGGGGAGUGCAGUGCAUCAUCUGUCAUGUAUAACGAGUAAGCUAUAGCAGUGAAAUGUAUUUGCAGCAUGUUAUUGAUGUGAAAUAGCUAUAAGUCAUGUUUUGCGGGCCACUUUUUAUGUAAGUGACUUUUUUAUACAUUGUUUUUCCUGAAUAAAUCAAAAGGAAUCUCCACCUAAACAUUUUUGACACAAACGUCUACAAAGAAUGUAUUAUUAUUAUUAUUAUUAUUAUUAUUAUUAUUAUUAUUAUUUUAUUAUUAUUAGGAUUGACGGACGAAGGGCCUACUUAAUGUACUUGCUAAUUGCAAUGUGCUCAGUGUUGUCCCUUUCCUUACCUUGUACUCGUGUAUAACUUUGUAAAAUGAAAUUACAUAUGUUACUAUUUGAGGAUCCCUUAUCGCUAUGUAAUAGUGCUUUAUGUUAUUGAUCGUCUUGUACAAUAUCGCAUUCCAUAUAGCCUAUUUGUGGUUGUGAGGGUUGGAAAUGUAGGCCUAUUAUACUGCCAAGAAUGGAUAUAAGAAAUGAUAUGCAAGAAAUUUUUACCAUACAUGACGUUUAAAGAAACCCUGUUUCAGUGUAAUAGUUGUUUGUUAUCGUCCUUUUUUUCCCCUCAUUGCAUUCCCUUCUUUGCGCUUGUAAGGAUUGCUACGUUGUCUUGUAAAAGUAAUAAUGAUAUGAAUGUAUAUGCGUAAGGUCUUCAAUAAACAGAAUAUUGAAACGUU
Messenger RNA from Dicentrarchus labrax (European seabass), 2846 nucleotides. RefSeq names its product homeobox C12a (gene hoxc12a). Gene Ontology annotation, molecular function: DNA-binding transcription factor activity, RNA polymerase II-specific; sequence-specific double-stranded DNA binding. The coding region runs from base 86 to 913 and encodes 275 amino acids. The transcript has 2 exons. NCBI's taxonomy places the organism in Eukaryota, Metazoa, Chordata, Actinopteri, Moronidae. The record is from RefSeq and is a predicted model, not a curated record. Gene Ontology annotation, biological process: regulation of DNA-templated transcription.